Molecule: messenger RNA, 1461 nt
Organism: Lottia gigantea (owl limpet)
Lineage: Eukaryota; Metazoa; Mollusca; Gastropoda; Lottiidae
Exons: 9
Coding region: 6-1040 (344 amino acids)
Biological process (GO): regulation of catalytic activity
Cellular component (GO): lysosome
Molecular function (GO): cysteine-type endopeptidase activity
Source: RefSeq, a predicted model, not a curated record
AGCUCAUGUCGUUCAACUUCCUAAAGAACAUUAUGAAGUUAUUUGUAGCAGUCGUCGCUGCUCUGGUUGUCGUGGCAACAGCAGCACCAAAAAAACCUAACUUUGGUCUGUUGUCAGACGCAGAGAUUGAUUAUAUCAAUAAAGCGGCAAAAACAUGGAAGGCUCAACGAAAUUUUGCUGAAAAUAUUGACCGCAAAUAUAUCCACAAAUUGAUGGGUGUCCAUCCUGACUCUAAAAAAUACCACGAUAAACUUCCACAGAAAACACAUCAAGUAGCAGAUCUUCCCACCAAUUUUGAUGCUCGAGUUCAAUGGCCGAACUGUCCAACAUUGAAAGAAGUCCGAGACCAGGGAAGCUGUGGAUCCUGCUGGGCAUUUGGAGCAGUGGAAGCCAUGUCCGAUAGAAUCUGUAUCUCUUCCAACGGAACCAAAAAUCGUCACAUUUCUGCCGAAAACUUGAUGACAUGCUGCCAUCUAUGUGGUUUUGGAUGUAAUGGUGGAUUCCCUGCUGCUGCUUGGGAUUUCUUUAAAACUGAAGGAAUCGUCACUGGAGGCCAGUACAACUCUCACCAGGGAUGUCAACCAUAUGAAAUUAAAUCUUGUGAUCACCAUGUUGUCGGCCAUCUUGCUCCAUGUUCCGGAGAAGGAAAAACACCCAGAUGUUCCCACAAAUGUGAGGCCAACUAUAACGGUACAUAUUCUGCAGACAAAGUCAGAGGUAAAUCUUCCUAUAGAGUAGAGUCUGUUCAAGAUGUCAUGGCUGAAUUAGUAAAUAAUGGACCAGUUGAAGCUGCUUAUACUGUUUACGCCGAUUUCUUAAACUAUAAAUCAGGCGUCUAUCAACAUACUAGUGGUGCAGCUCUCGGAGGACAUGCCGUAAAGAUCCUGGGAUAUGGUGUAGAAGAUGGUACUGAUUAUUGGCUCGUUGCCAAUUCCUGGAACUCAGACUGGGGAGACAAAGGUUUCUUCAAGAUUCGAAGAGGAACUGACGAAUGUGGUAUCGAAAGUCAAAUUGUGGCUGGAGAACCAAACAUUAAUUAAACAGUCUACUCAACUACCCGUCUCAAAAUCCUACUGCAGAAAACUUAUACAACGAUAAUCAAAAACAAACCCACAAAUUUGAUUCAUUUCCUAAAGUGGUCUCAAGUUGACACACCUAGUCAAAAAGUAGCAUCAGGUGUCCCAACAUUAUAGUGCAAAGAGCUCAAAUUCAAUUUUAAUACGUUUUAAAAUUCAGCCAAUUAUUGUAGAGAAAUUUUGAACCAGAAUUGAAUUCUAGUUAUUUGAUUGGAUGAAAGUUCAUUUAGAGUCUACAUGCUCAGUCAAAAGUUAUAUAUUUUUAACCAAACUAUUUUACUAAUUUUUCUGUACUUAUUUUUAAUGGUGUAAAUAUUUGUCAUUUUUUAAAGUGUUCAAACAUUCUUAAAGCUGACAUUUUGAUUAAUAAAGCUUAUUUUUUUAA